AUGCCGUGGCAGGCUCUCGGGGGCUCGGCUCCGCCGGCACCACCGGCGCCGCCAGCACCCGCGGCGUUUGUGCAACCGACACAGGUCCCGUGCUUCUCCACCGACGCCUCGGGCAUGGUGCUGGUGAUCUCGGCGGCGGGCGCCAUGUUCGCGGCAGGGCUCGUGCUGUGGCUGGUCGUCCUCCGGCGGCGCUUCCCGCACGUGUACUUCUUCAAGCCGCACAACCGCCGUCCGACGGCGUACCGGUCGUGGGCGACGCAAGCGUGGUCGAGCUCGUUCACCGAGUUUGAAGAGUUGUGCGGCCUCGACGCGGCGCUGUACCUGCGGACCCAGGCGUACCUCAUGUGGUUCCUCGGCCUGCUCUCCGUCGUGACCACGUUGCACGACUGCCUCUUCCAGUACACCACCGCCGUCCAUAUUGCCAUCGCCUCGCCGCGCCUCUGGCCCAUGGUCGCCGUCACCUGCCUCACCGCUGCCGCCACCGCCGCCCUCCUCUUCCGCAUCGGCGACAUGUAUCUCGACGCCCGCCGCCAUCACCUCGCCCGCAAAGUCGUCCAGAACCAGUCGGUCUACAUGUUGGGCCUCCCCACCUCGGUCGUUGACCCUGCCGCCCUCGCCACCGCCCUCGCAGCACACUUUCGCUCGCUUGACACCCUCCACGCUUGGGUCGCCAUCGACUGGUACGCCGCCGCCUCGGCCUACCGCCGCCUCGACGCCGCCCGCGCCGGCCUUCGUCUCACCCAUGCCCUCCUCGACUCGGCAUCAGGCGACAGCCGCGACAACCGUGACAACGACGCCGCCGCCUUGGAGCACGCGCCACUGCUGGCGCACUCGGCCGCGCCGCCGCCCCGCACUAUCUCCCGCUGCAUCUGCCGUGGCUGCUGCUGCGUCCGCGUCGACGCUGGGUCGCACUUUGAAGACGCUGCGUCAGACGCGGCUGUAGAGCUCCGCGCCACCCUGCUCUCGCACACUGCGUGCGGAACUGGCGUCGGCUUUGCCACCUUUGCCACACCGCGCCAGGCGUGGCGCGCCACCAACGAACGCUUUGCCGCCACACUCGCCCGCGAGAACCUCUCGCCCGACGAGGCUUCCAUCGUCGCCGCCCUUGAGCACGGCUCGGUCGCCAUCCGCAUGGCCCCUGAUCCGCAGGACAUCAUCUGGGAUAACCUCUCGGUCUCGUGGUCGUCGAAAAAGCUCCGCCAGGCCGCCAACUAUGCCAUCCUCAUCGCGCUCAUGCUCUUCUGGCAGAUUCCGGUCGGCCUCCUUCUCUCGCUCAACGUGGUCAUCGAGCACUCGUCGGCCUUUUCCUCGCUCGGCGACAAGCCCGGCGCCCACAUGGUCUUUGCCUACCUCAUCCCGUCGCUGCUGCUUAUUGGCUUCCGAGUUGGCCUCCCCUACAUCCUCAUGGCGCUCGCCGUCCCGGAGCGGUUCCACUUCAAGUCGACGAUGGAGCGUGCGGUACUCAAAAAGUACUUUUGGUUCCUCAUCGCCAACACUCUCGUCCUGCCAAUGCUUGUCACCUCGACCUCGUCGGCUGCCUCGCAGCUCCAUGACAUGACGUCCAAGGACGUGCUCCGCCGCCUCGCGGCCUCGCUCGGCAACUCGUCGUCGUUCUUUAUGUCCUACGUUAUCAUCGUCACCUUAGUCGUCACUGUCGCCCGCUUCUUCCGUACCGGCCCUAUCCUGCUCUACCUGUGGAAGACGUCCGGCAAGUACGCCUCACUCCCAUCCGACGCGCUAGCCUCGCUGCUCGGCGAGCCGGAGGCGUUUGAGUACUACGUCGAGUGGGUCGACGGCAUCUCCAUCUUCACCGUUGCCCUUACCUACGCCACCAUCGCCCCGCUCAUCGUCCCCACCGCUCUCAUGUACUUUGUGUGCAAGCACUUUGCCGACCGCUACAACCUCCUCUUUGUUCACCCGAAAAGUAUGAGUCGGGAGGCUCCAUGAUCCCGCACUGCAUGGUCUUUAUCUACGCCUCGCUCGUCAUCUUCUCGCUCGCCUCGAUGGGCUUUGUCCUCGCCCGCGGCUCAGCCGCCCAGGCCGUCGUCACCUGCAUCGUUCUGCCCACCAUCCUCGCCCUCACUUACGCCCGCAUCCACUUUCCGUUUUCGUCGUCGACGACAAUCUCCCACGCGACGUCCACUCGGGCCUUGACACCCAUGCUCUUGCCGCAGACUUUGCCGGUGCCUACGUCAACCCCUCCGCCAUCAAGCUUGAAGCCGAGCUAGACUCAAUCGCCCCGCGCUCCUCGGCCAACGAUCUCUCGCUACCGCGCCCAGUCCCUGGCUCGCUCUUUGACUCGCUCCACGACGUCGAUCUCCACCUCCACUCGCCACACUCCAUCUCGCCGCGCUCCAUCUCGCCGCGGAUCUCGCCGCGCUACCCGUCGUCCACCGACACCUCGGACACCUCGGCCGAGCCCUUGGCAACCCUCCCGGGAGCCCUCACACUUACCGCAUCCGCCGCAGCACCCGUUGCGCCUACGCCACUCCCCAUCACCGUCCCACACUCUGUUCACAGCCUCAAUUAAUCGUUGCAGGCUACCAUGC
Thecamonas trahens ATCC 50062 is the source of this 2549-nucleotide messenger RNA. RefSeq lists its product as uncharacterized. NCBI's taxonomy places the organism in Eukaryota, Apusomonadida, Apusomonadidae. Gene Ontology annotation, cellular component: plasma membrane. Gene Ontology annotation, molecular function: calcium-activated cation channel activity. The transcript is spliced from 2 exons. The coding region runs from base 1 to 1947 and encodes 648 amino acids. The record is from RefSeq and is a predicted model, not a curated record.